Molecule: messenger RNA, 766 nt
Organism: Phalaenopsis equestris
Lineage: Eukaryota; Viridiplantae; Streptophyta; Magnoliopsida; Asparagales; Orchidaceae
Product: persulfide dioxygenase ETHE1 homolog, mitochondrial-like
Exons: 3
Coding region: 266-766 (166 amino acids)
Biological process (GO): hydrogen sulfide metabolic process; glutathione metabolic process
Molecular function (GO): sulfur dioxygenase activity
Source: RefSeq, a predicted model, not a curated record
UCUAUUACAUGAGUACAUAUUUUUUCCACAAAAUCAAGCUUGAUCACUAUAACCUUCUAUUAGAAAUUGAUUCCGGCAAAACUCCGGUGGCGUUCCUCCGCCGCGCUAUGCCCUCGUAGAAUCCCGAUCCUUCGAAACUGCCAAUUUUUCAUAUAUUUACUUCGAAGCUCACGGAAGAAGAAAGAGUCUGUCAAUCUCAUCUCUCUCACCCCACAAAAUCCGAAGCAGAGGUCAGCAUGAAUUGCGCGCGGCAUAGAUAGAAACUAUGCUCCCGCUUCGCUUCCACCUCUCCCUCCAUCGGGGCCUCCGUCCUCUCUCCCAUUUCACUCCCUUCGGGUCUAGGCGAACCCUAGCCUUCUCACUCGAAUCGAAACUGCGAUCGGUGACCAUGAUGUCGUAUAUCACCGCUACAGAGACAUCGCGAAGGCUUCUCUUUAGGCAGCUCUUUGAGAAGGAGUCAUCCACCUACACCUAUCUUCUUGCCGACAUUGGGCAUCCCGAGAAGCCCGCCGUGUUGAUUGACCCUGUAGAUAAAACAGCAGAUAGAGAUUUAUCUCUGAUUAAGGAUUUGGGAGUGAAGCUCAUCUAUGCUAUGAAUACUCAUGUACAUGCUGAUCAUGUUACUGGAACUGGCAUCAUAAAGAGUAAGGUUCCAGGUGUACAAUCAGUCAUCUCUAAAGCUAGCAAUGCGAAAGCAGACCAUCUAAUUGAGCAUGGCGACAAAAUAAGUUUUGGUGAUCUCUAUUUGGAGGUAUGGAAUUGUUGA